Molecule: messenger RNA, 1579 nt
Organism: Electrophorus electricus (electric eel)
Lineage: Eukaryota; Metazoa; Chordata; Actinopteri; Gymnotiformes; Gymnotidae
Gene: tmem163b
Product: transmembrane protein 163b
Cellular component (GO): synaptic vesicle membrane
Molecular function (GO): zinc ion binding
Source: RefSeq, a predicted model, not a curated record
CACUUGUGAUUCCAGUGUAUAUGUUAACACAGAUUAUCCCAAGGCGGUUAUCAUUUGGUCUGUUUUCCCGUUGGAACAGACGGUAUGCAAACACUCGCUGGUUUCUAUGAAUCAACUUGGUCGCCUUUCCGCGGAUCCCGCGCGGGUCUGGGCAGAGGUCUAAUUCACGCACGCGAGGAUUUCAAUUAGAGCGUACUCGUCGCGCUCCGCAGCAUUAGUUCGCGAGCCUGUGCGGGGUCCGGGAGCUUCCACGCGACGCUGAACGUGCAGUCGGCGCACAGCCCGCGCGGCUCACCGUCACUUCGCCCAGUGCGAGCGAGCUUCCCGAAGGCAGGCUGCACGCGCGCUCACUUCUCGUGCAGGCGCGAGAUCGUUUGGAUGCCGAUCAUUUGAAGCGCGACUGGAUAACAAUGACGGACCCAUCGGCUCCUGCCCCGAGUCCCGCACCCGACCCGACUGUCGUGAGUCCCGUGGCUCUGAACGGACUGUGCGAAACUGCAGAGCCGCGGCAGCCCAACACAGAAAGUCCCGGAGACACUUUCCAUAUGGACCAGCAGAUGAAGAUAAGCGACGUGGAAGACAAAGACCUUCUGGAGAGCAGUUUGCGCCUAAAACCCCACGAGGCCCAGAGUUACCGUAAGAAGGCGUUGUGGGUGUCGUGGGUGUCCAUCGUAGUGACGCUAAUCCUGGCCAUAGCAGCGUUCACUGUUUCCGUAAUGAGACGUAGUGCCUCAGCCUUCGGCUUUGCAUUUGACGCAAUUCUAGAUGUGCUCUCCUCCAUCAUCGUGAUCUGGCGCUAUAGCAACGCGGCAGCUGUGCACUCUGCACACAGGGAGUACAUAGCGUGUGUUAUUCUGGGGGUGGUGUUCAUCCUGUCAGCUCUUACCAUCCUGGUGAAAGCCAUCCAUGCACUUGCCACCAAAGUACUACCGGAAGUGGACGACUUCCUCUACAGCGUGUCUGUCAUCAGUGGCGUGGCGUGUGUGAUUCUGGCCAUCGUGAAAUGCAUGCUGGGUAAAGUCCUUACAAGCAGAGCCCUCAUUACUGACGGUUUUAAUUCGCUGGUGGGCGGAGUCAUGGGCUUCUCCAUCCUGAUCAGUGCGGAAGUGUUCAAGCACAAUCCAAAGGUGUGGUUCCUGGACGGAACCAUCGGCGUCCUCAUUGGUCUCACCAUCCUGACCUACGGACUUAAGCUUUUGGUCGACAUGGUGCCUCGGGUGAGACAGACGAGACACUACGAGCGCUUCGAGUAGGACCCGCUCCGCCCAGCCAAGGGAUGCAGACAGAGCCAUCUGCAGGCCUACACCUCCCGUACACACACUGAGGAAGACCCACCCCCACAUAGCACAGUCCCUCACAGUGAGCUGCGUCUCUCAUCUCCACCGUCACCGUCACCGAACCUGCGGGAGAGGAGGAUGAAUAAGGGAGAGGAGAGGUGUACCGGCAUGGAAGCGUGGAAAGUUAGCACAGCUAUUUGCAAAUAGGUGUUCAUGGCAUGGAAUAUUGGAGAUAUUAGUGAGAAGUCAUUGUCCUCUGGAGAGAAAGAGGUAGACAGACAGACAGACAGACACACACACAC